Molecule: messenger RNA, 2017 nt
Organism: Bicyclus anynana (squinting bush brown)
Lineage: Eukaryota; Metazoa; Arthropoda; Insecta; Lepidoptera; Nymphalidae
Product: Kv channel-interacting protein 1
Exons: 7
Coding region: 1111-1746 (211 amino acids)
Molecular function (GO): calcium ion binding
Source: RefSeq, a predicted model, not a curated record
GUUGUUUCACGGAAAAUAUUAGAGAACAAAUCAAUUAUUCACAACGACGAACAUACAACGCCUGAUUCUAUUCGAUACUCAAGUCUCAAAGCUAUUAGUGUUAACUACUUAAGUGCAUUUACAAAUCUGUCACUGGCGCAUCGAUAUAUUACAGAGGGCAGCACCGACCCAGAACUUAUUAUGUCAGUCGAGCCAGUUUACGCCCGAGCCCGGGCAGCGACGGACGUGUCCCGGGGAGCGUGUCGCCCGCCUCCGUAAACCGACGAAAUCGUACCCAAAAAAACCACGCGCACAAUAAAAUACACCAAAAACGUGACACCAUGAAUAAAAAAAUGUAGGAAAACAGUGUUAACAACCACAUAAAUGGUACGCGUCGUGUUAAAAUCGUUCCGUAAAUCCCGGACUAUCGUUCAUCAGGAUAAGAGUGAGACGGCACCUAGGAAAAAGGAUAGGUUGAUACAUAAAACGUUUGUGAUAAUUAAAAUUUGUAAUUGAAUUCGAAUUUCGAAAUUGUCCCAUAGACAACAGUGGUUUGCGCAGUUUUUGUUGUGAAAUCUGGAUUUUGUUGUGUUUAAAUAGUGCAUUUAUUGAUGUAAUUUAUUAAUAUACAUACCUACCUACCUACUAAAUCCUGCCCUCGUACCAUCCAGAUCUUCUAAAAAAACAUUAUUUCUAAAAUCGAUUUGUUUUAAGAACAUAGAUAAAAUAUAAUAAAAAAGACUAUCCCGAAGAAAAUCUAGUGAACCAUAGACAAAUAAUAAAUAAAAUAAAUCUUUUUAUUUAUAAAAAUAAAUAAUAAUAAAUUAAUGACAAUAUAAAUGUUUAUUUAAAAAUACGUACAAUAAAAAAGGUGAAUACACUAAAAAUAAAUUAAUUACAUUUUUUGAACGAUCAAUUUAGCUGUCAAAGCAUGUUUAGGUCAAAUGCAUUUUUUUAAUUGCCUGUACGGGGUCGGCUUCUAACCUAAUUGAGCGUAGGUAACUAGAACGACUUUUUAAAACUAGCUUUACGGCUCUGAGGUCUAGCCCUUUUGAGUCUGUAACGAUGUGCUAGCCACAGUUUAAAAAUUAAAAGUGACAGAUGUGUAAGUGAUUGCAAAAAGGUUUUAUAAUGGCAACGCCGCCGGAUUCGCCCGUUGAAGAGCAUGCGUAUGAACUGGAGCCGUCGCGGGCACCAAAACCCAUACCCGUAGCAUUGGAAGAACUUUGCAGACUGACGAAAUUCACGAAGCAGGAGAUCAGGGUCAUGUAUAGGGGAUUCAAGACGGAAUGUCCAGAAGGCGUAGUCCACGAGGAUUCCUUCAAAGACAUAUACGCCAAGUUCUUUCCACAUGGAAACUCAGCGUUGUACGCGCACUAUGUGUUCAAGGCCUUUGACGUCAAUUGUAGCGGCGCUAUCAGCUUUAGGGAGUUACUGGUGACGCUGUCGACGCUGCUGCGCGGGUCGGUGUAUGAGCGGCUGCGCUGGGCCUUCCGGCUGUACGACGUGGACGGCGACGGCGCCAUCACGCGCCAGGAGCUGGCUGAGGUGGUGGUGGCGGUGCAUGAGCUAUUGGGCCGACGCGCGCCGCCUGGCUCGCCCGCCUCCCGCGUAGACGACGCUAAGGCUAACGAACAGGUGGACCGCGUGUUCAGGAAGCUGGACCUGAACCAGGACGGCGUGAUCACCAUCGAGGAGUUCCUGGAGUCGUGCCUCAAGGAUGACGUCAUCACGCGCUCGCUGCAGAUGUUCGACACGGUGCUAUGACGGCAGACUGACGUAGACUCCAGGGUCGUAGUAAAACGUACAUACCAGCCCGCGUGCCACUGCCACGGCUUCUACAACAUGGCGGCGGCGUGGGUCUCCCGCGCGAACUGCGCGCGCGUCGCCGCCGCCAUAGACAACUUCUACCGGCGCGUUCUGAAACCGAGGAUCAGGAGCGUACUGUUUUUCCAUUUCUAAACUUUUUUAUUGUUAGCAUGUUGUACGGCCCGAUUGGAAAUGUUUGAACAACGAUUAAAUAUUUUUUUUUCAAUUG